GGCAUGAAUUUAUCUGUCUGAUGAUUUCAUUUAUAGGUUUAGGUUAAAGUCUCCAUAUUCAUAAAAGUCUAAUAAUAAAUUAAGUUUUAAUAAUUGCAAAACUGUCCCGGUUCUUCCAUUUUUUUACUAAUUUAUAAAUAAAUAUUAGAAGAUGGCUUUAAAGGAAGUGUCGAGUAGUAAGUGUUUUGGAGGCUAUCAAAAGGUGUUUUCUCAUGAUAGCAAAGAGCUGAAAUGUCGCAUGAACUUCGCGAUCUACCUGCCGGCCGAGACGACCGAUUCACAACGAGUGCCAGUCAUCUACUGGCUGUCGGGUCUGGAGUGCAACGAACUCAACUACGUGCAGAAAGCCGGCGGACAGAGGUUCGCUAGCGAACACGGCAUCGCUGUGGUCUGUCCUGAUACCAGUCCAAGAGGGUGUGGAAUAGAGGGCGAGGAUGACCGAUGGGAUUUUGGCACUGCUGCCGGGUUCUACCUGGACGCCACCCGUGAGCCAUGGGCCACCAACUACCGCAUGUACUCCUAUGUCACACAGGAGCUGCCGCAACUCAUCACCCAACACUUCCCCGCCCUGGAUACUAGCAGGCAGAGCAUCAUGGGUCACAGGUGGGUCAUAUACUGUCUCUCAAUCACAAUGAAUCAAUUAUGUCAAUUGAAUUAAAGCUAUCAAUUGCUG
Messenger RNA from Nilaparvata lugens (brown planthopper), 673 nucleotides. RefSeq names its product S-formylglutathione hydrolase. Gene Ontology annotation, cellular component: cytosol. The transcript is spliced from 4 exons. Gene Ontology annotation, biological process: formaldehyde catabolic process. NCBI's taxonomy places the organism in Eukaryota, Metazoa, Arthropoda, Insecta, Hemiptera, Delphacidae. The coding region runs from base 152 to 658 and encodes 168 amino acids. The record is from RefSeq and is a predicted model, not a curated record. Gene Ontology annotation, molecular function: S-formylglutathione hydrolase activity.